ACGCUGACAUGCACGUAGACCGCACUUGUAUCGGAAAACCCGCGUUCGGGUCCCACGACGAUGUCGUCCAAAACACUACCUCGAGCAGAAGACCGGAUAGUCUGCUCUGCGUAAAGCCCCGCUCGAGGGAAGACAAUCAUAGGUUCUAAAUUUAACGGCAUGCAGUAUUUUUAUAAUUAUAGACUUGGGUCUGAACGCAGAAGAGUCUCCCUCCCUUGGGAUCUGUAACAGUAAAAAAAGGCUCCAGUCCCGCAGGCAGGUCUCUUGGCGCCCCUACAGCGGAGGGGACAGUCGGCUGGGUCCUAGCGCAGAUGCUGUCGCCGGCGCCGACUGCGGGCGUUAGGAGAGUGGAAGGGUCUCCGCCGGGGAUAGAUGCUACAGGGGAUCACGGCGACAGGACAUCGGGUCGGGGGAGCUCAGCGGCUGGGAGAAGCAGCUCGGACAGUGGGACAGGGGAGAGAAGGCUGAGCGGGAAUCGGGAAGCGCCGCCGGGAGACGAGGAGGGAAAGGAGCCGGUCUGGCCCCUGGAGACAGAGCACCCUCUGUGGAGGAGAGGCGAGACUGAGGGCAGGCUUGAACGCAUUCCUGCUCCGCGGCCGCUCGCUUCGGGACAGAUCGCCUCGGGCGCCUCUCCCGGACCUGGACCCGCCUCGCCUCCGCCACCGCGCAGUACCGGGGGUCCCGGCUGUGGCGCAGGCAUCCGCCCACCCCGUCCCGGGGGCAACAGCGCCACCAUUCCGGGGCAGAUAGCAGCGGGGAGAGUGGAGCGGGACGCCGGGCUGAAGGGUGCGGGGAGAGGAGACGUCGGCAGCGGGGCUGUGGCAGUAUCGAUCCCGGUACUGGGAGACAGUAUGGCGGCCGGUCGGGUGUCUCUGCUGCAGAAUGAGCGCGUCCGGUUGAUAGUCUGCUUUCUUGGAGUUUUUUUCUGUUACCUGUACUACGGUAUACUACAGGAAACAAUAACGAGAGGAGAAUAUGGCACAGGGGAAAAGAAAGAGAAGUUUAAGUACGCCACCACUCUGGUCUUCAUCCAGUGCAUCAUGAACGCCGUCUUCGCCCGAAUCCUUAUCCAGAUCUUUGAGAAGUCCAAGCCCGAUCGCACUCGCAGCUGGCUGUACGGAGUGUGUUCGCUGUCCUAUCUGGGCGCCAUGGUGUCCAGCAACUCAGCAUUACAGUACGUCAACUAUCCCACGCAGGUUUUAGGGAAGUCCUGUAAACCCAUCCCAGUGAUGGUCCUGGGCGUCACCAUUCUCCGGAAGAAGUACCCGCUGGCCAAGUACCUGUUCGUGCUGCUGAUCGUGACGGGCGUGGCGCUCUUCAUGUACAAGCCCAAGAAAGGCGUGGCUGAAAUGGACGAGCACCUGUUCGGCUUUGGAGAGAUGCUCCUGCUGCUGUCUCUGACACUGGAUGGGCUGACCGGUGUGUCCCAAGACCACAUGAGGGCCCAUUUCCAGACUGGCUCCAACCACAUGAUGCUCAACGUUAACCUGUGGUCCACUCUCGUUCUGGGCAUCGGUGUGCUAUGGACCGGAGAGGUCUGGGAGUUCCUGAGUUUUGCGGAUCGCUACCCUGGCAUUGUCCCGAACAUCCUGCUCUUUGGGCUGACCAGCGCCAUGGGCCAGAGCUUCAUCUUCAUGACGGUGGUGUACUUCGGGCCCCUGACCUGCUCCAUUAUCACCACCACCCGCAAGUUCUUCACCAUCCUGGGCUCUGUGCUCAUCUUCGGCAACUCCAUCAGCACCAUGCAGUGGGUGGGCACCGUGCUGGUCUUCCUGGGUCUUGGACUCGAUGCCAAGUUUGGGAAAGGGCCCAAAAAGACGCCGCGUUAGGAAGCGCCAGCGGUUUCAGUGUUUCUGCGGUCUGGACCACAGCAGGACGAGCGCCAGGGGGCUCCGCUGGCAGUGCCUGACAACAGCCUUUCCUUUCCGCUUGUCACUUUCAGGAGUUUGGCCUCUUCCCUGGUGAGGACUGACGUCUGGACACUUUUACAACAGUUUUAUUUUCUCUCCCUUUUUCCGUGUUAAGAGCCGAGGAGCAGAUGCAUUGCCCUUCGGUCCUGCCUGCUCUGCACCUGGGACCUGACUGGUCCUUGGAAUGGUUCCCUGUUGCUCCUGCUUGGCGUGCGCAGCAAUCCGACUUUCCAUUCAGUCACCUUUCAGAGUGGAUUCAUACUUGAUGGUUUUUUUCUAACGGGAAAAUUGGUCCCACGAAUCAGCAGAAAUACUAUAGCAGCAUCACAGAGUGGUAGCUGUAUACGUCCUUGCUUUGUAUGCAAUAAAAUCAUUAUUGAAAGGCCCAGGACAACUUUUAGUUUACCGUGCAAGGGGGAACCUGGCUAGUUUUCCCAGUUAGAAAAUAUUUGAAAUCUGCAGGGUUACCAGCAAUAAACUGUCUGGUAUAAAUCAGGAAAAUGGCUAGUAGUAAUACACACUUACUCAUGCCAAAACCCAACUUGUAAUCAGGAAUAUAUUAUUUACAAAUUUCUUUCCAUUUGAAACCACAGAAAAACUGCUAAGAACGAGGGUGGGGAAAAUGUCUGCAUGCACCGAGUUCUCCUUCGUCUUCGAGACUUCAGAUGUGAUAAGUGACACAGGCAAACAUUUGAGUGUGAAACACCUGUGCAAAGCCUUUUGGUCUCAGUAACAAUACUUCCCAUUGUUCAUACAUGUAGGUUAUUUCGAUUUUUUUAAAUUCAUUUCCUGAAUUUUGUUGCUGAAUCUGUAUUUUUACAUUUGAUAAACAAGUGCUGAAAGUAUUUGGGUCAUCCCUUUUGUAUUAUGUGUCGGUCUGUCUCCCGGUAGCUUCUCUAACCUGGGGGAUUCGGUAUGCUGGGAUCUAUUGUAACUGGCACUGGUGUGACUCUUGGCUUUGUGUCAUUAAUUUGCAGUCUAGAAUUGUUGCGAACGUCAUAGAUCUCUACACAUGUAUCCAUGGUGGUGUUUCAUUUUGUCCUUGAUGCUCUCUCACCUGCUUAUGCCCUUAAUGCUGUUAUGCUUUUGUCUUGAUUUGCAUUUCUGAUUCUGCUGUGCCACUAAAAUCAUCCGUCGAGUACAGCUGCUGAAAGAUCUUGGACAAAGCGAAGAGACAUUGGGGUGUUUCAAGGCCUCACUAGUCUUGGUUGAAGGGCAUGGGUUAAAAACAAAGGGGCUUCUCUUCUAAGUCUCUUGGAAAAAUUCUUCAAGAAGCCUGGGAAACUGUCAGCCUUAAGCAGAGGAUGAGUCUGUGCAUCCUGCUGAAAACAGUUAUUGAAAUUGUAACAUGAAGUAAAUAUAAUUGACAGACCCUGCUCCAUGUUAAAGCUCCUAUUGACACCCUCUCACUUAUUAUAACCACGUAAGAAGCAUGAGUUACAUCCCUCUUUCCUUUUUUGGUUUAACGGCACGCAAGACUUGCAAAUUAUUUCCUUAGACUGAGUAUCAGGUUAUCCGUCAGCACACAAACCUGCCAGUUCAGAGAAGUCAGUCAGAAGACAGUGUACCCAAUAAAAGUACACACAAAAAUCUGAUGUUUUGUAACAUUUUUGAUGGGGUAGCCGUUAGACCAUUGAGUGCUCUCACUCCUACAGAUACAGCUGUGCCAGCAGAGAAUCACAGGAGCAGCAGGGACCUUCCACCUGUACUGGACAUCCGGAAAACAGGCCCUGCCAUCAUUGAUGGAACCUGACACUUAUUUCUCCUUUUUGUUCUUUCUAGCAUCUGUAACGUGUUGUACUUAAAUUAUAUGUUAUUUUUUAAGAAACAAAGUUAAAGGGAAAUCUAUAUUUUUCACGAGCGGAAACUGUAUCAUGUCCUUUGUGUAAAGGCCUUAAAACUGGCAAAUUUCUAUACCUGCCCAACAUGUCUGUGGACUCGCCAUCUUUGUGUGUGUACCACAUGGAUCUAGUGUCUGUGGGUGAAACCAGAUUAAACACCGUUGUGGCCAGACAG
Messenger RNA from Lepisosteus oculatus (spotted gar), 3926 nucleotides. RefSeq names its product solute carrier family 35 member B1 (gene slc35b1). Lineage: Eukaryota; Metazoa; Chordata; Actinopteri; Semionotiformes; Lepisosteidae. Gene Ontology annotation, molecular function: UDP-glucose transmembrane transporter activity; UDP-galactose transmembrane transporter activity. The record is from RefSeq and is a predicted model, not a curated record. Gene Ontology annotation, cellular component: Golgi membrane; endoplasmic reticulum membrane. Gene Ontology annotation, biological process: UDP-galactose transmembrane transport.